GUUGGAGUCCCUGCUAAUGCCCUGCAAAGCCAGUGAGGAUAAACCUGUGAGCAAGAAGCCAGUCCUGCUGUGUUAGAACAUUGACUGUUACCCGCCUGGUUAAAUGGAAAAGGAUGGCUCAGUGGGGGGCCGUCUUCUCUAUAAUUGCAGCUCUUGGAGGAGCGGCGCUGUUGGCCUCUGUGCACAAAAUUGAGGAAGGACACACAGGAGUGUAUUACAGGGGAGGGGCGCUCCUUACUACCACCAGCGGCCCGGGGUUCCACCUCAUGCUUCCAUUCAUCACCACAUACAAGUCUGUACAAACGACCCUGCAGACGGAUGAGGUGAAGAAUGUCCCAUGUGGCACAAGUGGAGGAGUGAUGAUUUACUUUGACCGCAUUGAAGUGGUGAACUACCUCAUUCCAUCAGCAGUAUAUGACAUAGUGAGAAACUUCACAGCAGAUUAUGACAAAGCUUUGAUUUUCAACAAAGUGCACCACGAACUCAACCAGUUUUGCAGCGUUCAUUCACUACAAGAAGUCUAUAUCGGCCUCUUUGACCAAAUUGAUGAAAACCUCAAAUUAACACUGCAAGAAGAUCUAACAUCUAUGGCGCCUGGGCUUGUAAUACAGGCUGUCCGUGUCACUAAACCAAACAUUCCUGAGAGCAUACGCAGGAACUAUGAACUCAUGGAGAGUGAGAAGACAAAACUGCUGAUCUCCCAGCAGACGCAGAAAGUUGUGGAAAAAGAGGCAGAAACGGAGAGGAUUAAAGCCGUCAUUGAGGCUGAGAAAGUGGCGCAAGUCUCAGAAAUCAAGUUUGGGCAGAAAGUCAUGGAGAAGGAAACUGAAAAAAAGAUUUCUGAAAUUGAAGAUGGCGCUUUCCUGGCCAGGCAGAAAGCCAAGGCAGAUGCAGAGUUCUACACAGCACUGAGAGCUGCGGAGGCCAACAAGUUGAAGUUAACUCCGGAGUACCUGCAGCUGAUGAAGUACAAAGCCAUCGCAGCCAACAGCAAGAUCUACUUUGGAAACGACAUACCUCAGAUGUUUGUGGACUCUGGCACCGCAGGGAGCUCCAUCAAGGCCUCUGCAGCCCUGGAUGUUUUUAGCGAUCAGCUUAUAGAUCUGGAUUAAUGAAGAAAGUAGUUGGGCCCUCAGGACCGCCCAGGCAGGUGGAGUCUUAGCAGGCGGCAGGAGCCCACUGUCUAACAAAUAAUCCGCUGCCCAGGGCCAGUAUUUCUCAGGCAUUUCAUAUUCUAAGCAGGAAAUCCUACUGGAGGGAUAAAAUGAAAAGCUCAGCCCUAAGGAAAAGUCCUAGAAGGUUCUUUCUACUCUGUUCUGAUUCAACUUUAAAUAUUAACAAAGAAAAUAGGUUAAAAACAUUAAUCAGUUUAAGGUAAUUUAAUUAAAAACAUGACUUUAAAGAUUUGUUCUGGCUCCUGAACUUCUGAGGAUUUUACCCAGAUCUAAUGCACUUAUAUAAUCAAUGAAUAACUAUUGGUCAUUCUCUGUUUUAGCAGCUUCCUAUUUAGUCUUGUUUUUCAGGUCUAGUUAUUCAGUCUGUUAGUAAAACAAGCCGAUUCUUUAAGUGUGACUCAGCCAGAAAAGGGCAGGGUUGGGAAGCCUAUUCAUUUCCUUCAUGUGACUUCCUAUUAAAACAUUGAAUAGCUUGUUUUUUGUUGCCCAUAUCUCAACAUGUAUCUCGGUAUGCCACAUUAAUCUCAUAAAAUGCCCAGAAAUACCACACAGUUUACUUUUUAGGGCUGAUAAUUGACUCGUUUUUGCCCAGAAACCAACUAGAAUUAGUCCUAAUCUGUAAAAUGUCACCGUGUGUCUAAAUGUCCCAUAACUUUUAAUUGAUCCAGAUGUAGUCUAACCCGACACAAGGCUUUAAAGUGAAACCGAGAGAACUCCAAACCCCAAGUACAUGUGAUCCUGAUAAAAAAAAAAAGAAAAAGUUGGCCAGAAAAGGAUUUUUUCAAUAAUCA
Messenger RNA from Cyprinodon tularosa, 1966 nucleotides. RefSeq names its product ER lipid raft associated 2 (gene erlin2). Bases 114 to 1112 code for a protein of 332 amino acids. Gene Ontology annotation, molecular function: ubiquitin protein ligase binding; cholesterol binding. NCBI's taxonomy places the organism in Eukaryota, Metazoa, Chordata, Actinopteri, Cyprinodontiformes, Cyprinodontidae. The record is from RefSeq and is a predicted model, not a curated record. Gene Ontology annotation, biological process: SREBP signaling pathway. The transcript is spliced from 12 exons. Gene Ontology annotation, cellular component: endoplasmic reticulum; endoplasmic reticulum membrane.